AUGCACGGUCCCACGGGUCUGUAUACUACCAACCCCGGCCUCGUCACUCUCAUCCAGGGACUCGUCUUUCCCCCCGGCCUGAUCCUCGUCGUACUUUCAGGCUCGGACCUAUUCACAUCCAACAUCUUCUUCUUCACGGCGGGUCUGCUGGAGGGCAGGGUGAAAUGGCACAUGGCGCUGCGCAGCUGGACCUGGAGCUGGUUCUCCAACCUCAUUGGCAGCCUUACGAUCGUCUACUUCGCGCACUGGGCGGGCAUUCUGGGCGAACCGGGGUCCACCAACUCCGUCAUCGCGUUCGCGAAAACUCUGGCCGUUACCAAAACCCAUCUCCCGUGGCACGGCGCAGUGGUCCGGGGCAUGAUGUGCAACUGGCUCGUCUGCAUGGCCAUCUGGCAGGGCAUGGCGGCGACUGACGUCAUCGGCAAGAUCUUUGGCAUCUACCUCCCGGUCGCGUACUUCAUUAUCGGCGGCUUUGAGCAUUGCGUCGCCAACCAGUACCUCCUCUACCAGGGCCUUGUCGCGGGCGCCCCCGUGUCCGUCGACCGCACGAUCACGCACAACCUCAUCCCGAGCACGAUUGGGUGCAUGGUGGGCGGCAUCUGCUUCGUCGCCUUCGCUUCCUGA
Molecule: messenger RNA, 624 nt
Organism: Klebsormidium nitens
Lineage: Eukaryota; Viridiplantae; Streptophyta; Klebsormidiophyceae; Klebsormidiales; Klebsormidiaceae
Source: the annotation of a GenBank genome assembly